This is a messenger RNA of Chara braunii, 539 nucleotides long. The record is from the annotation of a GenBank genome assembly. NCBI's taxonomy places the organism in Eukaryota, Viridiplantae, Streptophyta, Charophyceae, Charales, Characeae.
UCCGGUUGUCACUCGUGCCAUUGCUGUACUCUGCCCCGACGCUGGUGGAGUGUUGUGUAGUUCGCGACGUCCAUGUCGAUAGAAGCAGUAUCGGCGACGGACAUGAACGGGGAGCCGGGCCGUGACAUAUUGAGCACGACGGAGAGGCCGGCGGUGGCAGCGAUCGUGAACGUCAUCCUUUUCCGGUGUCACAUGGAGAGGAGCGAGAGGAAGAUGAGAGCGGCGGUUCUCGCACGGUGGAAGAAGACAUUGCUGUCCAUGAAUGCGGAGGGCUUCAACAAUGCUGCCACUUGCGACGCUGUGCUGCAGGUGUGCUACGCCAUGGGUUGCGGAGCUUUUCCCAAAGCGACGCCCAGGUGGUGGAUGAAGCGAUGGACAGAGGGAACGUGGGAGGAUCUGCGGCAAUGCGAUGACGUGACGACCGACUACUUCAGGGAGAAGUUGAGCAUGUCUCCACGUGUGUUCCGAGAGAUCGCGGAAGCUCUGUCUUCAUUCCUAUAACGAUUUGUCACUUUCUAUAGGGAGCCGUUACAACAUGA